Lonchura striata (white-rumped munia) is the source of this 2324-nucleotide messenger RNA. NCBI's taxonomy places the organism in Eukaryota, Metazoa, Chordata, Aves, Passeriformes, Estrildidae. The record is from RefSeq and is a predicted model, not a curated record.
AUGUGGGACCCGGCAGCCCCCCGGAAAUGGGGGACAGGGGGGACACGCCAACCCCAACAGUGGGGACAGGGGGGACACGCAGCCCCCCAGGACACGGUGACGCGUGGCGCCGCCGCCGGCCUGACCGGGCUCCGGGGUCCCGCAGGAGCCGCCGGCCGGAGCCGCGGGCGCAGCCCGGCCUGGGGCGGGCGGGCGGCGCCGUUCCGGGGCUGGGACACGGCGCGGUUCCCUCCCUGGCAGCCGGGCACGGGCGACUGCUGGCGAGGUGGCGAUGUCACCUUCGACAUCAGCAACGACGCUCCCACCAUGGCGGGUGCCCAGGCCACCUUCUCCAUCGCCCUGCGCCUGCCGGGCACGCAGCGCGUCCUGCCCGACGGCCGCGUGGUCUGGGGGCAGAACUGCACGGUCAACGGCACGCGGGUGGCACCGGGGGACCCGGUGUUCUCCGAGCAGCCGGACGCCGCCGGGACCUUUCCGGACGGGCAGCCCAUGCCCGCGGGCAGGCGGGGCAAGUUCGUCUACGUCUGGUGGACGUGGGGGCGCUACUGGCAGGUGGUGGACGGCGCGGCGUCGCGGCUCACGGUGGGCACGGCCGGGGUGGCGCUGGGCUCCUACACCAUGGAGGUGGCCGUGUACCACUACCGGGGCCGCCAGAAGUUCAUCCCCAUCGGCCACGCCAGCUCCCAGUUCAGCAUCACCGACCAAGUCCCUCUGGCCGUGGCCGUGUCGCAGCUGCGGGAGGACGCGGGCAGCGGCCCCGCUCCGCUGGUGCGGAACCGGCCGGUGGCGUUCGCGGUGCGGCUGCACGACCCGAGCCGGUACCUCCGCCACGCCGACGUGUCCUACUCGUGGGACUUCGGCGACGACAGCGGGACCCUGAUCACGCGCAGCGCCACCGUCACCCACACCUACCGGGACACCGGCAGCUUCUCGGCCCGCCUGGUGCUCCAGGCCGCCAUCCCGCUCAGCCCCUGCGGCCCCACGACCGCGCCCGGUCCCACCGGGGCUCCCACCGGGGCUCCCAGCGCGGCUCCCACCGGGGCCACCAGCCCGGCCGGGGGACAGAGCACGGCGGCCCCGGUGGCCAGCACGGCCCCCGCAGCCUCCGGGGAGCCCGCGGAGCCCACGGGGGGCUCGGCGGCGGAACCCUCGGACCCCGCUGUCACCGACCCCGCUGUCCCCGCCGCCACCGAGCCCUCUGCCGCCGCUGUCACCGAGCUCUCGGUCCCCUCCGCCGCCGCCCCCGCUGCCAGCACCGCGGCUGUCGCCUCCUCCGUGUCCCCCGCUGCCGCCACCGCGGCCGGGGACAUCUCUGUCACCGCCGUCCCCGCGGAGGGGACAGCGGCUGCAGAUGCGGCGACAGACGGAGGCGCGGGUGGUGUCACAGCUGGAUCGGCCACAUCUGGACCGGCCACAGCUGGAUCUGCCCUCGAUGCCACGGCCGCGGCCACGCUUGGCGUCACGGUGGGUGCCACCAUAGAAGCCACCGCGGGAGCCACCGCUGUGUCCCUGGCCGCUGUCACGGCCGGCGCCACAGCUGGAGCCACAGCUGGCGCCACAGCUGGCGCCACAGCUGGAGCCACAGCUGGCACCACAGCCCAGCCCCUGGCACUGGUCAAGCGCCAGGCCCCGGCCGAGGACCCGCCCGGCUGUGUCCUGUACCGCUACGGCACCUUCGCCACCCAGCUGGACAUCGUCCAGGGCAUCGAGAGUGUGGCCAUCGUGCAGGUGGUGCCCGAGGGCGGCGGCAGCAGCGUGGAGCUGACGGUGACGUGCGAGGGCGGGGUGCCCGAGGAGGUGUGCACGGUGGUGGCGGACGCCGAGUGUCGCACGGCGGAGGCGGAGUCGUGCUCGCCGGUGUCGCCGUCGCUCGGCUGCGAGCUGGUGCUGCGGCAGGACUUCAACCGCUCCGGCCUCUUCUGCCUCAACGUGUCCCUGGCCAACGGCAACGGGCUGGCCGUGGCCACCACGCGCGUGGCCGUGGGAGGUGCCACCCCGGCCACCGGCCGCACCACGCUGUUCGUGGGGCUCGUGCUGGUGGCGGCUGCCCUGGGCACGGCCGCGUACACCUACAGACGUGUCAAGGACCCGGCGCUGUCCCCACCGCCCCCCACGCCCCGCGGGUGGCCCCGGGGGUGGCUGUCCCCAAAUGUCACCGUCCGGCGGCUGCUGCAGCGCGUCCUGGGGGGGGUCCCGAGCGGCGAGAGCAGCCCCCUCCUCCGGGGCCGCUCCGUUUAGGGACCCCCGCCCCAAAACCGACCCCCCAAAACCCCCCCGGGACACGCGUGGUGGCCUCGGUGACACCGAGAUUAAAUCCCCGAUGU